Molecule: messenger RNA, 1221 nt
Organism: Epinephelus moara (kelp grouper)
Lineage: Eukaryota; Metazoa; Chordata; Actinopteri; Perciformes; Serranidae
Product: cornifelin homolog B-like
Exons: 4
Coding region: 198-584 (128 amino acids)
Source: RefSeq, a predicted model, not a curated record
UGAGGAGGACAUGAGUGGUUCCAGUGGAACAUUGUGUCAGUCCCACAUUAAUAAUUACCACAUUGUUUCAAGGUGACGACACCAUUACCUAAAAAAACCCAGUCAGACGGGUCAGACAGGUUCAUCUGAAACCUUCCUCUCACCGAGAGACGUCGUCAUCCAAUCAGAGCAGCUGAAUCAGUCUCUCAGGUGUGAGGAUGAGUUGGCCCGUGUUGACGCAGCCUCAGCCUCUGGUGUUGUCCUCUGAUGACGCUGAAUGGGCCUCUGGGAUCUGUGACUGCUGCGACGACAUGAGAGAGUGCUGCUUUGCGUUCUGGUGCUGUCCUUGUUUCGCCUGUAAAACCUCUAAACAGUACGGUCACCAUCUCUGUCUCCCCCUGCUGGACGUCUGUGGCUGUGGCUGCGUCCAUCCCCUCACCAUGUCCAUGAGAGUCUACGUCCGACAUCGCUACGGCAUUAAAGGCAGUCUGUGCAGAGACUGUUUGUGCUCCUCCUUCUGUCCGCCCUGCGUCUGGUGUCAGAUGUCCAGAGAGAUGAAGAAGAGGAAACUCCCCACCACGCUGGGUGACAUCUUCCACCGCUGAUGACAUCAUCCACCGCUGAUGACAUCAUCACCGUGACUCCUUUUAUUUGCUAUCAGUGUGACAUUAAUUUAAAUCAGUUCAAUAUUGUUUACAUAUUUACUAAACGUCUGUUCAUAUCUAUUAACAUGUAUUGAUUAAUUAUCUAAUUUGCACUGUUAAUUUUUAAAAAUAUUUUUCUUCACGUUAUUUUUCUUUAAUAUUUAUCAAACAUGUUUUUUUAUACCUUUUUUAUUUAUAAAUUUGAUGUAGCCGUUAUGUUUUGUAGUUAUUGUCCCAACAUAUUGUAAUACUUUAAUUCGUCUGCACUAAUUAAUUACUUAUUGAUUUUUAUUAUGCAGUAAAAUAUUUACUGAAAAUCUUAUUUAAUAAAAUCUUUAUUUAAACAAAUCAAAAUGAGAAAAAAGUAAAUAAAUAAAGACAUUAUAUGUCAGACAAACCAAACUGUGACUCUGAGAACAGUUUCUAUUUUUUUUUCUUUCUUUUUUUUUCACAAAUCAAUGUAAGGUCCAUUUAAAGCUUUUCUGGAGCUUUUGAUCGUGUGACAUGUUCUUCCGGUAGAAAUGGAGGUGUUCUGAUGUUUGUAUAUUUUUCUUAACAUUUCACAAACUUCAUAAAGUGGAAGUUUAACUUUUAUUUC